CUGCUCCACUAGACACAAACCACUCUCUGGCUUGCGCUGCUAGACUGCCACAUUCCAGUAUUUACCUGUGGCAACUGCCUUGAGUGGGCUCUGGGAAGCAUGGAUGCAUCAGCUGCAGCGAGAAAUCAGUUCAGAGUUUAGCUGAUAGCCAAGAAAGUUGGUGUUCAAGCAGUUCAACGGCUGUGCUGCAGAGAAGAAGGCCGGGUAGGGCAGCCGGACAAUCUUUUAUUUCCAGGGCAUGCGUCUUCACGAGCAGGAGAACAUUGGCAACAGUUGAAGGCGAGCAAUUGCCAACAGGGACCAAGACAAUUAGAGCCAGUCAAAAGAAUUAUUAGAAAGUUUGUGUGGAAGAAAAGUAUGACCAGAACUCAGGAAGAGCAGAAAGAGUAGGAAUACCAGUAUAAUUUACGAUCACUACAUUAUCUAUCGGAAGAACAAUAUACUCACGGGCUGCAGAAGAGGUACAAGCAAAAAUAAAUUGCAGACAGUGCCAAGUGUUAAGGGCAAACGAGGACUCGAUAUUGAAAAAAAUCAUGUACUGGACUCGAUAUUGAAAAAAUCAUGAAGGGCAACUUCAAUCUAACGAAUCAACAAAUGCUGGACUCGAUAUUGAAAAGAUCGUGUACCUGCCUAUAUUGCCAAGCGUUAAGGGCAAAUUCAAACUAUCAACCAGCACAAGUGACAGAAUCAUCAGUUAUAGACAGUGCAAUAAUGGCUGACCGGAUGAUGAAACGAAGACGACGGGAUGAAUUAACAAGAACAGCACGAAUGAAGAGGAAAGCACAAAUUCAACUCAAGAAGAGCAGCAAACGUGCUAGAACCAAUAACAGUGAAAUAGGCAAGGAUGAUAAUUCCAAUGCCAUUAAGAUAUGGAACUUUGGGGGGCCAACAUACAUCUGCGAACACUGCCAUGCACUUAUGUGGCAUGAAGAAAGACUACAAUCUUAUGGAUGUAGAAAGCCAACCUUUGGGAUAUGCUGCAAACGAGGACAGGUUAUCUUGCCACCAUUGAAAGAACCGCCACCAUACCUUACGAGUUUGUUGACAAGAGAUGGAGGAAAAAGAUCAGCAAACUACCGAAAAAACAUUAGGUCUUACAACUCCAUGUUUGCAUUCACAUCAAUGGGGGGAACUCUAGAUAAGCAAAUAAAUAAAGAGCGUGGACCUUAUGUUUUCCGACUGAAUGGCCAGAACCGCCACCAGAUAGGCACCCUGCUACCUCAAGAAGGAAAUAAGCCUCGUUUCCAGCAGUUGUAUAUCUAUGACACGAAUAAUGAGAUCCAGAACAGGGUAGAAGCAUCAAGAUCUGGUGAACGUGAUGCCUCACUAGAUGAAACAAUUGUCAGUGGCCUACAGAGCAUGCUCGACGAGAAUAACACACUAGCACAAUCAUUCCGAAUGGCAAGAGAUAGAUUUAAAGAAGAUGACUACAACAACUUCACUCUAAGUUUACUUGGCAACAGGGAUCAAGAUGGGAGACAAGAUAACAUGCCAUCAACAUCGGAAGUUGCUGCACUGAUGGUCAAAGAUCCAACCCAAAAACAUUAUGGGCGUGACAUUGUUCUCGAGUACAAAGAUAUGAAACCUAAAAGGAUUUCAGAAAUCCAUCCAAAAUUCAUGGCCAUGCAAUACCCGUUGCUCUUCCCAUAUGGAGAAGAUGGUUAUAGACUUGGAAUCAAAUACAACAAAAAUAAAGGUGUGAGUAACAAGAAAUAUAUCACCAUGCUGGAAUACUAUGCAUAUUAUCUCCAACAGCGCCCAGGUCAGUCAAUGUUGCUGCUAACAUGUGGAAAUCUAUCAAUGCAGUUCGUGGUAGAUGUCUAUACAUGCAUCGAACAGUGUAGACUCAGUUGGAUCAGAAAAAAUCAAGGAAAAUUAAGAACAGAACUUUAUGAUGGACUACAGGACGCACUCAGAAAAGGAGACACACUGACAGAGCAAGUAGGGAGGAGAAUAGUACUCCCAGCAAGUUUCACAGGAAGUCCUCGAAACAUAGAGCAGAACUACCAAGAUGCGAUGGCAAUAUGCCGUUGGGCUGGACAUCCUGACUUGUUCGUAACAUUCACAUGCAACCCUAAUUGGCCUGAGAUUCAGUUGAUGCUAAAUGAAGCAGGGAACCAGAAACCAGCAGAACGACCUGAUAUUGCAGUUCGAGUGUUCAUGAUAAAACUAAAAGAGCUCAUGUUUGAUAUUAAAAGUAAACAACAAUUUGGAAAGACUAAAGCAAUCAUCUUCACAAUAGAAUUCCAGAAGAGAGGACUCCCACAUGCCCAUAUACUAAUAUUCCUUGACGGAAAAGAGAAAGGGAAGCGUCUCAAGCCCUCACAAACAGAUGAAAUUAUAUGCGCUGAAAUCCCAGACAAGGACAAGGAUCCAGAAACAUUUGAAGCUGUCAAGAAUUUUAUGAUGCACGGACCAUGUGGAGAAGCAAAUCCAAAGUCACCCUGCAUGGAAAAACAUAUGUGCAGUAACUACUUUCCAAAAGAAUUCUGUGACGAGACGAUCGUUGAUGAAGACAACUUCCCGAGGUACAGGAGACGAGAUAAUGGCCGCCAGAUAGAUAAGGGAGGAGUCAAGUUGAACAAUGGAUCUGUUGUACCAUACAACAAAGAUCUCCUGGUAAAAUUCCAAGCACACAUAAAUGUGGAGUUGUGUAAUCGAUAUAUGUCAAUCAAAUACCUCUUUAAGGAUAUCCGUCAAGGAGAUAACCAAGCAACAGCACUGGUUGAAGAAACAGACCAAUCAAAACACAAUGAUGAGAUUAAAAUGUACCUUAGAUGCAGAUACAUAACAGCAACUGAAGCAUGCUGGCGAAUAUUCAAGUUUCCUCUACAGUACCAGCAACCAUCUGUUCAGAGGCUAAUGUUCCAUGAGGAGAACAAGCAACAAGUCAUUUUUCCUGACUCAACAAACCUAGAAGAAAUAAUACAGCGGCCAAGAUCAAGUAUCACUAUGUUUACUGAGUGGAUGGAGACAAAUAAAAAACACAAAGAUGCGAGAGAAUUAACAUAUUUGGAGUUUCCUACAAGAUGGACAUGGGAUAGGACAAAACAGAAGUGGACAAGGCGGAGAGCAGGAAGGAACAUCGGCAGGAUAUACAAUGCUCAUCCUGCAAGCGGAGAAAGGUACUAUCUCAGAGUUCUCCUCAACACUGCAAAGGGUUGCAUGACAUUUGAAGAUAUCAGGACUGUCAACGGAAUCGUGCACUCAUCAUACAAAUCAGCAUGUCAUGCGCUAGGAUUUCUUGAGGAUGACAAGGAGUGGACUGAGUGCAUCAAGGAAGCAUCAGAAUGGGCAUCUGGGGUGCAACUACGCCAAUUGUUUGCAACUAUUUUGUGCUAUUGUGAGGUUACUGACUCAGGGAUGUUAUGGGAAUCCAACUGGGAGAAACUCUCUAAAGACAUACAGCACACACCAAGCUGGAUUACAAACUUUCCACACCCCUUCACUCCUUCACACAACAGAAAAUGCACUUUAACAGAAAUUGAGAAGCAAAUGGGACAAGCUGGAAGAUCACUAAAGGAUUACCCUGGAAUAGAGAUACCAAACAUGUCUGAGUUAAAUGAAAUAGAGAACAGGCUUAUAAAUGAAGAAAUGAACUACGAUAAAGACAAGUUGAAGGCUGAACACGUGCAAAUAGUGGAAAAUCUAAAUUUAGGUCAGAAGAAGGCCUUCGAUGCAAUAAUAGAAUCAGCAGAUCAAUCAUUAGGGAAGAUAAUAUUCGUGGAUGGCUAUGCCGGGACAGGUAAGACAUACCUUUGGAAAGCUAUCACUACAAGGCUAAGAUCGGAGGGGAAAAUCGUACUCGCAGUUGCAUCUUCUGGCAUCGCAGCGCUUCUGCUUCAAGGAGGUAGAACAGCACACUCAGCAUUCAAUAUUCCAAUCAACCUGACAGGUCAAUCUACAUGCUACAUCAAACAAGGUUCCGAGGUGGCUAAUCUAUUAGUGAAGACGUCACUAAUACUAUGGGACGAAGCUCCAAUGGCAAACAAAAAAUGCUUCGAAGCACUUGACAAGAGCCUAAGAGAUGUGCUCAGGUUCACCAAUGAGAAUAGUUGCAACAAGCCCUUCGGCGGCAUGACAGUUGUUCUAGGAGGGGACUUCCGACAAAUCCUCCCUGUUGUGCCAAAGGGAAGAAGGGAGCACACUAUAAGUGCGUCAAUCAAAUGCUCAUACCUCUGGCAACAUUUCAAGGUAUUCAACCUUACUAAAAACAUGCGGCUCAAUUCUCUGUGCAAUGAUCAAGCAGAGAAGCAGAAGACUGCGGAAUUUGCAGAAUGGAUACUACAGAUCGGUAAUGGAGACGCAUGUUUAUUAGAUGAAAAGGAGUAUGUAAGUAUCCCCAGUGACCUGCUGCUACAAAACGGAGAUGAUCCGAAAACAAAAAUCAUCCAAAGUACCUAUCCUGACCUCCAAGACAAUUUCUGCACACGGAAGUUCCUGGAAGAAAGGGCGAUAUUGUGUCCAAUGAACAAGACUGUCGAAGAGAUCAAUGAGAAUAUUAUGGGUCAAAUCCAAGGUGACAGGGUGACAUACCUGAGCUGUGACAGUGUGAGCAGAUCGAUGUCUUACAACAAUGAAAUGGAAUUGUUGUAUACUACAGAGUUUCUAAACAAGUUAAAGCACCCAGGAUGUCCAGAUCACCUACUUGAGCUCAAAGUCGGUCUGCCAGUGAUGCUUCUCCGCAACAUCAAUCAAAGCGCAGGGCUAUGUAACGGUACUAGAAUGACAAUCACAAAACUUGGAAAAAGAGUCAUCGAAGCGCAGAUCAUAACUGGAGCGCACGUCGGUAGUAAGGUAUGCAUCCCUCGGAUGACCACAGUGACAUUCGAGCCUAAAUGGCCAUUUGUACUACAAAGAAAGCAAUAUCCUCUGUCCGUGUGCUUCGCAAUGACAAUCAACAAGAGCCAGGGACAAUCUUUGAAUAAGGUCGGCCUCUACUUGCCCAGGCAAGUUUUCACUCAUGGGCAACUCUAUGUGGCGGUCUCCAGAGUAACAAACAGGCAUGGCCUGAAGAUCCUGAUCGCCGGCGACGAUGAAGAACACGCAAGCAAAGGGAUGGCGAAGAACAUAGUGUACAAGGAGAUCUUCUGAAAUGCCUAUCUGUAGCAGUGUCGUACUGUUCUAUGUAUUAAAUAAAGUUAGGUAUCUUCUAAAAUGCCUAUCUGUAGCAUUGUAGUACUGUUCUAUGUAGUAAGUUAUGUCAAGACUGGCCGUGAUGCACUUCCGGCCAUCAGUAAGCUAGUGUUCUACAGCACGGUUGCAGCGCAACUGAUGCCAAGACUCUAAAC
Messenger RNA from Triticum aestivum (bread wheat), 5291 nucleotides. RefSeq lists its product as uncharacterized. The transcript is spliced from 4 exons. Gene Ontology annotation, biological process: telomere maintenance; DNA repair. Bases 562 to 5094 code for a protein of 1510 amino acids. The record is from RefSeq and is a predicted model, not a curated record. Gene Ontology annotation, molecular function: DNA helicase activity. Lineage: Eukaryota; Viridiplantae; Streptophyta; Magnoliopsida; Poales; Poaceae.